AUGCGCCUUCCCAGUGCCGUUGCAUUGACAGCCCUGGUGGCCGGGUCAGCCGCCGCCUCUGGCUGUCCCUAUGCAGCACGCGCCAACGAUGAGGCGGCUGCUGCUGCUCCUGUUGGGUGUCCCUAUGCCAGACGAGCUGCUGCCGCUGCCGCUGCCGCUCAGGUCAAGGAGACUUCCGUUGAGACUCAAAGUGGAGCCAUUGAAGGCAAGAAGGGUAUCUUCUACUUGAACCGUAUCGGACCUUCGGGUUCGCAGCUCUGGAUCGCCAAUGCGGACGGUACCAACGCAACUAAGCUUCUAGGCAACCAGACACACGCCUUCGACUACCACCCAUCCUGGUCCCAGGAUGGUCAAUGGAUUGUCUUCACCAGCGAGCGUCGCGGUGCGGGUCAGUCGGACCUGUACCGGGUGCACCCUGACGGCACUGGGCUCGAGGCCCUCGUGACGACGGACAGUGCGGAGGACAUUGGUGUUCUAUCCCCCAAUGGCAAGCAGCUGGCCUAUGUCUCGACGCAGGGCAACUACACCAUGAACGUCUGGGUCAAGGAUCUCAAGACGGGCAUUGCACAGAACCUGACCGAUACCGCUCUGACGCGGGCGGACAACACGUAUCCCACUGGUCACUUCCGGCCCUCGUGGUCUCCCAACAGCGAGUGGCUGGUCUUCAGCUCGGACCGCAACACUGACUGGACCGGUCACAGUGAGGGUGUGGGAUGGGAACACACCCAGAGCCUGGGCCUGUACGUGAUCCGGCCGGACGGUACCGGCCUGCGGACGCUGGUGCGCCAGGAUGGCUACUCCUUCGGUACUCCGCAGUGGUCGCGCGAUGGAAAGCGCAUCAUCUACAACAACAUGACCCGUGAGGAUACCUACGGCUCGCACGGGGUCUCCCAGCAGCAAGCCGCCGUCUCCUCUCAAGUCUACAGCGUGGACUUUGCCACGGGCACUGACAUUCAGGCCCACACCUCUGGCAGCUACCCCAAGGUCGGCCAGCACUACAUCGGCAGUUCCUCCAACAUUGGAUACCUGGUCAAGGCUGGGCCCUACGAGGGAAUCAACUACACCACCCCCGAUAAGACUCACAAGGCGUUCAACUCGACGAACAUCCGCGAUCCCUGGUGGUCCCCCGACGGAUCCAAGAUCGUCUAUCAGACCUGGAACUGGGCUCAGCAGGCCGCCGGUCUGAAGCUCUGGAGCUUCGACGACGACUGGGAGUACCGCUACAUGGACGUCUUCCCCAUGCACCACCCCUCGACCAACCGUCUGGCCUCCACCCAGAAAGUGCUGGGCAGCGCCAACGGCUCGCUGGUGAUCUCCACUCCGCUGUACGCCGACGUGCACGAGGCCCUCGACUCGUACUCCGUCUACAGCGUCAACAACGCCACCCAGGCUGAGUACCUGGCUGAAGGCCAAGCCGGUGCCUUCCAGCCCUCCUGGAGCCCCGAUGGUGAUGAGCUGGUCGUCGGCUUCGGCGCCUGGUUCACCUCACGCGCGACCAACAAUGCGACUUUGUUCCGUACCUUCACCAAUGGCACCUCCCACACCAACCUGACCGACGGCACCUUCAACGCAGGCUUCCCCUCCUGGUCUCCCGAUGGGUCGGCCAUGGUCUACCGCAAGUGGAGCCUCGAAACCGCCGCCCCCGAGGGUCUGCACAUCCUCAACUUCACCACCGGCGAGACCCGCCAGCUCACUUUGGGCUGGGACAACACCCCCGGCUGGUCUCCGGAUGGCGAGCGCAUUGUCUUCACCCGCAACAACAACUGGACGAGUUCCUAUGGCGCGCGGUGGUACGCCGACCGCUUCGAUAUCUACACCAUCCGGCCGGAUGGCUCCGAGCUCACUCGCGUGACGGACAGUUUGUCGAACGAUGCUCAUGCCGUCUGGUCCCAGGAUGGUCGCAUCAUGUGGAGUACCGGCAUGUACGGCUUCAAGGACGAGAGCGCCCUGUUCGACGACACCUUCCAGCCCUACGGCCAGAUCAUGGUCAUGAACUACGAUGGAUCAAACAAGACCCUCGUCACGGAUACGAUCUGGGAGGACUCGAUGCCACUGUAUAUGCCGAACGAGUAUCUUGAGUAG
Molecule: messenger RNA, 2082 nt
Organism: Aspergillus aculeatinus CBS 121060
Lineage: Eukaryota; Fungi; Ascomycota; Eurotiomycetes; Eurotiales; Aspergillaceae
Product: tricorn protease N-terminal domain-containing protein
Exons: 3
Coding region: 1-2082 (693 amino acids)
Source: RefSeq, a predicted model, not a curated record